UCGGCGAAUAGUUUUAUUAAACCUCGCACCUUCGAUACCCGCAUUUGAAGUCGAUACCUGCCUCUCAAAUUACGCUCAAGAUGAAGUGGUUAUUUUUGCUCGCGUUCACUCUUCUGACCGUCGGCGUUCUAAGCGCUCCAGCAAACGACGAAGAAGAUGAGUUAUUGACGGAGUUGGAGGUAAAAGAUAAUGCUGAAGACGAACCUGAGACUGGGACGGAAGAGGAACGCUUUGUUCGGGAAGUGGAGGACGAAGAGGAAGAAGAAGAACUAGAAGAAACAGCAAUGAAAGACACCGUCGAAAACGAUGAGACUGAUGAAGUCAGCGAAAAGAAGACCUCAGUCGAAACCGAACAACCCUUUGAAGACAGCGAAGCAGAUGAUACCAUUGAAUAAAACGGUUCUAAAAAAACUGUUCGAAAGAGGGAAUUCUUUACAGAUUGUUGUUAACUAUGGGAGUAUUUAUUAAACUUAAGGAUACACG
Molecule: messenger RNA, 483 nt
Organism: Pocillopora verrucosa
Lineage: Eukaryota; Metazoa; Cnidaria; Anthozoa; Scleractinia; Pocilloporidae
Product: aspartic and glutamic acid-rich protein
Source: RefSeq, a predicted model, not a curated record